CUCUCCGGCCCGAAUAGCUCGAUUGCUCAGCCGCUUCGCCAGCAGAAAUCGAUUUGUGCGGCCCGCGGCACUCCCUGGCAUACCAGCAAGCUCCAGUCCGACUGGCGUCGAGUUUUACUGCGUGCGCGCUGCAAAAACAUUGACCAAAGAGCCAAGGCGUGUUCCUGACGCGUAGAGACGCGGCACGGCCGCGCGGGCACCAGUAAGCGCCCAAAACCACACGCGCCGCCAGCGCAGCGGUCCUAGACCAGCGCGGCGCCGAGAUACGAGCCAAGCCACGAUGGUGGACGAAAUCGACGACCAAGUCAUCCAGGAGUCCGACAACACGUUAAGUACUGGAGAAGAACGGGUGCGCGUCCAGAUCCCGGCGCCCUACGUGCCGCCUCCACAGCAGCAGUACGAGUCGCCGGCCCAGGAGGACGAUGCUUACGCUGUGAGAGAAUCCCGCGAGGCCUCGAAACGCGUGAGAAAAGCGACGCAAGCGGUUUUGGACGGAGGCGGCGGUGAUGGGAAUGAUAGUGAUGGAUCGUUCACCGUGAAGGAGCGGCGCCCGAAGCGCGCCAGGCCGGCGCCGACGGGCGAGGUGAGAAGGGCCCACCGCGGCACGACGACGGAGCCGCCCAUUCGCGUCGGCCAAGAAGUGUGCCUGAAGGGCGAAGCCGAACGCGGCAUCGUGACCGAACGGUUGGCCGGUUCUUGGCUCUUAGUGAGGUAUUGUUCAGGUUACGAAAGCAAGCAAAGGCCGGGCCAACUCUCGGCAUUGCUAGGUGGGCCCGGUUUGGAGCCAUUGACCGAUGGAGAGCGAUUAUUAUGUAAAGAACCGCUGGACCAAGUAGCGUCGCUGCAGGCUCAUGUGGAUAGAGAUGUGAUAGUAGCAACGACGGGCGGCACGAUGGGUCCGGGCAUACGCAACGUGUUUGAUGACAAGAACGGUGUGCGAAGAAGACAAUUUGUGGUUUUCAGAGACGAGGGCAUGCUGAGCGUAAGAUGCGAGGUCUGCGAGGCUAGACAGAUUCUGUCGGACACCAUACGAAAUGUGGCCGAAAAAGACCCGUCGAAGGUGUGUCAUGCGUUGAAGGCGCACUGCGGCUAUUAUGCUGGUAGUCGCGCUUCUUCGGACUCCGAGAGACAUAUUAGGAACUUGCAGCUCAUGCUGCCGGACACGGCGGGCCGCGUCGGCUUCGGCCUCGUGGGCAACGCCAAGGACACGGGCAAUUAUAGAGGAAACAAGGGCGGGCGGCCUAGAAAAACGGCUCCCGGUGGGAGUCGCGGCGCGGCCGGUCCGGGCCGGCCCCCCAAACAAAGGCAGAGGCCGAUUCAGCCGCUUGUGGGGAGACGGGCGGACGCGCUGGCGGGGCCCGUGGUCCCAGCACCGGACGUCGGGCCGACGGCCUCGGGCGAGCCUCGCGUGUUGGUGAAGGUACCGCUACGCGGCGGCCGCGUCGCGGAAGCUACCGUGACCUGGAAAACUACUGAGCCGAGGUGCGCCACGCCCGAAGCCUUCGCCGCAGAUGUGCAACAACGUUUUGAACUGGACGACAACGGCACGAAAGCGAUAGCCGCGGACAUUGCGAGGCAGCUCGCCGCACAUAGGGCCUACGCUGCUGCGUUGGCGCCCCCACCACCACCGCCGCCGGGGCCGCCGAUCGUGCCGUCAGCAUUGCCGGGCGCGCCGCUCCCGACGCAAGGCCACGCGAACCCGCCUCAAGAUCGCGACGUUGGCGUUGCACCUGUGCAAGGUAACGCCCCGCCGGGCCCGCCCGUCGUCCCCUCCGCGUUACCAGGCGCGCCCAUCCCGGAGAGCGCUUUGCGAGUCCCGCAAGCUCUCAAAAACAUCGCCUCGCACAACACGCCGGGCCCGAAGGCGUCUUCGUCCGAAGAAAAUGUACCUGAUAACAUGAAGGCGGCGGCGGACCACUUCCGUCAUGAGAGGCGGGACGACUCUUCGGAUGAUGAAGAUAUGGCGUGUCUAGCUUCUGAUAGUGAUAGCUCUGAUGACGAUGAUGACGAUCCGACGGGCGGCCAGGCGGCUGCGCUGGCGGCGGCUCGAGCGGCCUCGGACGAAGCGAUAAAAAGUGGUAAGAUCAAGGUGUGUCCUUUUGACGCGGCGUCGUUUGAUACCUGUGAAGCGUGCGGCCAGGGCGGCGACUUGUUGUGUUGCGACUACUGUCCUCGGGUCUGGCACGCCGCGUGUUGCACGAAAGGUGCGGCGUCCCAAAUAAUAAUAGACGGCGAGGAGGAGAAGAACUGGCGGUGUGGGGAAUGCGACUUCGACUGGGGGCGCUACUUCUCGCCUGAUUUGACCGAUGACCGCUACAAGGCGGCUCGGGCUGCUUGUCGAGCUUUGUCUCGUGAUAAAGACGACGCGGCCUGCGCGGAGGUGCGCGUGGCGCUGUUCCUGGAUUCAGUAAGGACCCAUGCGUUCCGCAAAUAUUUUGCUGAACCAGUGCCCUCCCGUAAUUUAGCUGGAUACGAGCACGUCGUCGCGAGACCCAUGGACCUGGGGACCAUUGAGAAGAGAUUGAAGUCUGGAGCUUAUGCCGGGUCCACGGGCGCGGCGAGGGCGGUGUCUGAUAUACGUGCGGUCUGGCAUGCCUGCGCUUUGUACAAUGAGCCGCGGUCGCCGAUCUAUCGAGCUGGUACUAUAUUGGACGGCAUCUGGACGCGGUGUCACGAAAAGGCCAUCGCGUCCACCCUGAAAGAGGAGCACUUUAACCUGCUCGAGCGCCAGGCCGGGGCCUUAGCAAGGGAGCGCGAGCAGGCGCCCCAGGUGUUCGACCGCUACGUGACGGCGGUGGUGGCGGGGCGGGCUUGAUCCCCCUUAGUCGUGUAACGAGUAUGCGCAC
Pelagomonas calceolata is the source of this 2846-nucleotide messenger RNA. The record is from the annotation of a GenBank genome assembly. NCBI's taxonomy places the organism in Eukaryota, Pelagophyceae, Pelagomonadales, Pelagomonadaceae.